This is a messenger RNA of Geosmithia morbida, 603 nucleotides long. Its product is annotated as large subunit ribosomal protein L6e. Gene Ontology annotation, molecular function: RNA binding; structural constituent of ribosome. Gene Ontology annotation, biological process: cytoplasmic translation; ribosomal large subunit assembly. The record is from RefSeq and is a predicted model, not a curated record. Gene Ontology annotation, cellular component: cytosolic large ribosomal subunit; ribosome. Lineage: Eukaryota; Fungi; Ascomycota; Sordariomycetes; Hypocreales; Bionectriaceae. The transcript is spliced from 3 exons. Bases 1 to 603 code for a protein of 200 amino acids.
AUGUCGGCCCAGACCCAGACGAAGACCUUCGGCAAGUCGACCCGGGAGGUCCCUGCCUCCACGGAGAAGGCUAAGAAGUGGUACCCUGUCGACGAUGAGUCCGAACCCAAGAAGGUUCGCAAGGCCGUCCGCGCCUGGGCUCCCCGUCAGUCCCUCCAGCCCGGUACCGUCCUGAUCCUCCUGGCCGGUCGCUUCCGUGGCAAGCGCGUCGUCCUCCUCAAGACGCUCGACCAGGGUGUCCUCCUCGUCACCGGCCCCUUCAAGAUCAACGGUGUUCCCCUCCGCAGGGUCAACUCCCGCUACGUCAUCGCCACCUCCCUCAAGGUCGAUAUCUCCGGUCUUGACGACAAGAAGAUUGAGGAGAUCUCCCAGCCCAAGUACUUCACCGCCGAGAAGGCUUCUGAGAAGGCCGGCGAGGAUGCUUUCUUCAAACAGGGAGAGAAGCCCCAGAAGAAGGAGGUCAAGAGCUCUCGUGCUGCUGACCAGAAGGCCGUCGACAAGCCUCUGAUCGCCAACAUCAAGAAGGUCGAGUUCCUCCCCAGCUACCUCUCCAGCUCCUUCAGCCUGCGGAAGGGUGACAAGCCCCACGAGAUGAAGUGGUAG